AUGCUUGUUUACAAGGAGGCUGAGGAACAAUGUUUACAAAAGAUAAUAGGGUACGGAACGAUCAUGUUUUUGUUAUUAUACGUAUUAAGGUUCAUAAAAUAUUUGGGAAAACGUAAUAAAGACACCGAAAAUGAUAGACGAACAGCUCAAAAUUCGCAUGUUACUAUUAAUGCUGAUCCUGGCACUGAUGAGAAAAUAACAAAAAAUCGACAAAGGAAAAGACGACGUCAUAAAUAUAUACCAGAACAGUGGUUGGCAAAAGACGAUCCUUGCUCUUGCCACGAGUUCGAAGACUACGAA
Brenthis ino (lesser marbled fritillary) is the source of this 300-nucleotide messenger RNA. The record is from the annotation of a GenBank genome assembly. NCBI's taxonomy places the organism in Eukaryota, Metazoa, Arthropoda, Insecta, Lepidoptera, Nymphalidae.